This is a messenger RNA of Loa loa (African eye worm), 924 nucleotides long. RefSeq lists its product as hypothetical. Bases 1 to 924 code for a protein of 307 amino acids. NCBI's taxonomy places the organism in Eukaryota, Metazoa, Nematoda, Chromadorea, Rhabditida, Onchocercidae. The transcript is spliced from 5 exons. The record is from RefSeq and is a predicted model, not a curated record.
AUGGCAGCUUAUUUAAUCUCGUCCUCAAAGAUAAGAUUAACGACAAUUCGUAAGUGUAAAACGAAGAUUAGGCUUCGUUUUCAUUUGAAAAUAAAUGAGACCAAAUUUCUUACUAUUCCUCUAAUUCAUGAGCCAAUCCUUGAAUGUCCAUGGUUCUACGCUAUCAAAUGUGAUUUUGUUGGUUAUUUUGCGACAACAAUGCAUCGAAAAGAUAUGAAACAAUUAUUCAUAUCAGAUAAUAAAAUAUUACCUAAAGCUUACAUAUCACGAAUGGAUAAACCUUCAUUAAAAGUACCAGUUGCGCUACAGGAUGCACGUGUAAUGUCAAAUCAAUCACGUAAACAUCAUCUUGCUGUCUGCUUGCAACCAAUUUUCCUAUUAGCUGAUUGGACUUUACUUGUACAAUUUUUUGAGAUUUGGAUUGCACAAGGUGUUACAAAAUUUUGCGUUUAUGUGCAAUCGAUGACACCUGAAGUUGAUGCAUUACUACAUGUUUAUGAGCAUUCAAAAGAUGUAGAAAUUGAACGAAUUAAUUGGGCACCAUUACCAGCUGAUGAUAGUGCUACAUAUGAAAAUGAUGAUCCGAAUUUACGAAUUUACAGAACUGAGGUAGCCACUUCGAUCAAUGACUGUCUUCUACGAAGUCGUGGUUAUGCAAAAUACGUGAUUUCAUCUGAUCUCGAUGAAAUUGUGGUGAACUAUAAAGAAUCAUCAUUGCUCAAUUUAUUGGAUAACUUACAGACAAAAUUUAAAAAAUCGGCGGCAUUUAUUAUUCGCAGUAGUUUUGCGCUUUUUGAGGGUAUCCUUACAUUUCAUCCUUCUAGAUCUUUUUUUGCGGAAGCUGCUGGCCAAUUCCCCAUAGAGCACAACCUGAUCUUCCAUCCUGGAGAUGUGCCCAAUCCAACACAACUAUGUCUUCAGUAG